GGGGAAACCUCUCAGCACAGAGAGAGCCCUGAGAGCCCACAAGAGCAACUGUAGAGCAGAGAUAGAUAGACAAACACAUAGAAGUCCCUUUCCGAGAAACAUCACAACAAACAAAAAAGCAAUUUCAAAACAACAUUCAUCCAAGAAGGUCAAAACCUGAUUGGAUAAAUUAUUUAAUAUAUAGGUUUAAAAAAAUCAAGAUUAAUCUGCUGAUUAAUUGUGAUGAAUCUUAGGGAAUGAGUAUAAAUGACACUUUUGAUUUUUCUGAAAAGACAAGUGGAUCUUUACUCAUCUCUGAAAGAGAAAAAACAAGAGGACAGCUGGAGAACAGAAGAGACGGAGCAUCUUCUCAGCAUCAGCAGAAGUGUGCAGCAGCGCUCCCUGAGCUGAGCUAAGUGAUUUCCUCCACCUGUGAAGCUACGCUCCUCCAGAGUGCACCCAGCCUCUCUGUUGUCCUCAGCAGCUUCCAGCGCAGCCUCAGCCCUGUGGCCACAGCACCAGCAGAGGAUGGCUGCAGCCAAGACCGAGAUGAUUCUCCCAACCCUGCAGAUCUCAGAGCCCCUGAGCUUCCCUCACUCCCCAAUGGAUAACUACCCCAAGCUGGAGGAGGUGAUGAUGCUCAGCUCUGCAGGGACCCCCUUCCUGACUGCCUCGGCGCCCGAAGGUGCAGGCUUCGGCUCAGGAGAGCCAGGAGAUCAGUAUGACCACCUUGCUGGAGAUACGUUACCUGAUAUCCCCUUCAACUGUGAGAAGCAAGUCACAGAGCAGACCUACUCCACCCAGAGGCUGCCCCCCAUCUCCUACACAGGCCGCUUCACCCUGGAGCCUGCAACUACCUGCAGCAACAGCCUCUGGGCCGAGCCCAUCCUGGGCCUGUUCACAGGUCUGAUGGGGAACAUUGCCCCCAGCUCCAGCUCUUCCUCAGCGGCCUCACAGACCACCUCGUCCUCCUCCUCAUCUAUCCCUUCCUCCUCCACUUCUUCUACCUCCUCCUCCUCUCAGAGCUCCAGUCUCAGUUCCUCCAUCCACCACAGCGAGCCAAACCCCAUCUAUUCAGCUGCCCCCACCUACUCCAGCCACAACUCUGACAUCUUCCCAGACCAGGGCCAGGCCUUCCCUGGCUCAGCUGGAGCGGUGCAGUACCCUCCUCCCGCCUACCCCAACAGCAAGACGUGCAGCACCAGCUUCCCUGUGCCCAUGAUCCCAGACUACCUGUUCCCUCAGCAGCAGGGUGAGAUCAGCCUGGUCUCCCCAGACCAGAAACCCUUCCAGAGUCAGUCCAGUCAGCCCUCCCUCACCCCUCUGUCCACCAUCAAGGCCUUUGCCACACAGACUGGUUCCCAGGACAUAAAGGGGGUCUAUCAGUCCCAAUUGAUCAAGCCCAGCCGCAUGCGCAAGUACCCUACCAGGCCUAGUAAGACCCCUCCUCAUGAGAGGCCCUACGCCUGCCCGGUUGAGACCUGUGACCGCCGCUUCUCACGCUCUGAUGAGCUGACCCGUCACAUCCGCAUCCACACUGGCCAGAAACCCUUCCAGUGCCGGAUCUGCAUGCGCAACUUCAGCCGCAGCGACCACUUGACAACACACAUCCGCACUCACACAGGUGAGAAGCCAUUCGCCUGUGAGAUCUGUGGACGCAAGUUUGCCCGCAGUGACGAGAGGAAGAGGCACACAAAGAUCCAUCUCCGGCAGAAGGACAAGAAAGCAGAGAAAGCGGGAGCGGUGGCAGUAACAGCAGCAUCCGUAUCAGCUGCUUCACCCGCCUCCAGCUACCCGUCACCCAUCACUUCUUACCCCUCUCCUGUGUCCUCUUACCCCUCUCCUGUCACUUCCUGCUACUCCUCUCCCGUCCACACUUCCUAUCCGUCUCCUUCCGUGGCCACCACCUACCCAUCAGUGUCCAUGUCCAGCACCUUUCAGUCCCAUGUCGCCUCCCCCUUCUCCUCCUCUGUCUCCUCCAACAUCUACAGCUCCCCCAUCCCCACCCCUCUAUCAGACAUGCAGACCACCCUCUCCCCAAGGACAAUCGAGAUUUGCUAAGAGAGAGCAAAGAAAAAAAACUUUCUUCAGUCUCCCCACACCUCUCCUUCCUAAAGGUUCUUUGAGGGGAAAUAAAUCAGCAUCAAAAGACUUUGUUUUCCCCUCCAAAAAGCACUUUUCUGCCUGCUCCCUGUGCAGUGUUAGGUGAAUCUCCAGAUUCAUCUGAAAGUGAGAAAGAGACGCAUGUCAAGGACUGGGCAAAGACAAUAGAAGAGAAAAAGGGAUUUUUAUUUCUGUCUCUGUAAAACAAAUACAGCACUUCAAAUGCAUAAGGAACUCAACAGAUAGAGAGAAGAAAUGUGCACUGACAGUUCUCUGCUAUUAGGUACACAAAGACAAAGGGACAAACAGAUCGGCAGCAGUCGUGGUGCUAAAGCACGUCCGCCCUUGCAGGCUCUCACACAGUGCAAAAGACAUUGAAUGAUAUACAUAAGCUAUCAUAUAUGUAUAUUGUACAUGUGCCAUGUUUCGUUUUUUAUCAUUCUUUGGUACCAUUGAUGUGAAAAAUGAUUUGCAUAUUUGCAUUGUAUUAUUUGAAGUGAGCAGGGCCAUAUUUUAUACAUACUUUCUCUAUUAUGUAGUGAUGAUGCUGUGAUACAUUUUGACAUUGUUUGGAAAAAAAGCACUUAAGUAUUCAAGCAUGAGUAAGAGUGAUGUUAUUUUAUGUUUGUAAAUAUCAUCCACUGGUACUAUCUCUUUCUCUCUCGCUCACAUGUGACAUAUCGCUCGGUUGUAUGGAAAAAUAGAGAGAAGGAAAAAAACGUAGAAAAAAAAAAAACGAAACAAGACAAAACACUCCUGUUAUUUGGUGCCUUUUGUGAAGCCUUGCUGGUGUUGUGACUCGGCUGCGCGCAAGAAAGAGAGGAUGCACUGCAUCUCGCCUUAAGGGUUGAGGGAAUAUUUUUGUUACAGAAUGUAAGUCGAACUCAGAGGGAGGAAAAAGGGGACGAGCUGUGGGGGCACCGCUUCAUUUAAUUCGAAUGUAAGCAAAAAAGGAGAAAAAUUCUAUAGUAUAUUUUUGUAAAACAGAAGUGUAAAUAUCCACAUCUUCAAGAGCUGGAAUGUUGAAGUUACCUACUGAGUAGGCAUGGGAUUCUUUUGUAUGUUAUAUACAUGCAGUUCAUUAUUUUGUGGUUAUCUUUAUUUUGUAUUUGUGUUUGUUAAAACAAGUGACUGUUUCUGGCUUCUAAACACAUUGAAUGCGCUUAACUGCCAAUGGGAUAUUUGGUGUACAAGAUAUCCUCCCAGAAAUGAAAUAUGAAUAAAAAUAUGAAUAUAUAAGUA
Molecule: messenger RNA, 3324 nt
Organism: Labrus mixtus (cuckoo wrasse)
Lineage: Eukaryota; Metazoa; Chordata; Actinopteri; Labriformes; Labridae
Gene: egr1
Product: early growth response 1
Exons: 2
Coding region: 508-2040 (510 amino acids)
Biological process (GO): regulation of transcription by RNA polymerase II
Molecular function (GO): RNA polymerase II cis-regulatory region sequence-specific DNA binding; DNA-binding transcription factor activity, RNA polymerase II-specific
Source: RefSeq, a predicted model, not a curated record